CUCAAGUAGCUGGGAUUACAGGUACGAGCUAAUGUGCCCAGCAUAAAUUUUUUUUUUGAAAUUCAUAUAUUCCAAACUCUGUAACCUAUAUUCAAAGUCCUGCACAAUUUGAUUCCACUCUGUUUAGCCUUCUUUCCAACCACUUACUAAUAGCAACUGUCUGUUCCAGUAAGAUUGUCCUCAUGCUAUUGCACAAAUUGAAAAUUCAUUUCUACCUGUAAACCUUGCUCAUAUAAUUUCUUUCCUCUCAACUUCUGUAUUGCUGUGUAAGUUCAAUUCAUCUUUCAGCAUCCAGCUCUCCCUGCAAUCUGGGCCCAGUCUGUUCCAUCCUCUGCUUGGAAUUUCCAUGUUUAUUGUGUUGGGGCCACUUCAUUUUAAAAUGUCUUACAUUUUUACUUAAUUAUUUCUUAUAUACUAAUUUUGUGGUAGUAUAACCUUCUUGAGGAACCAAGUCAGCUUGCACAUAGUUCAAAAUCAGAAAUGGUUGCUGAUGUGAAUUCUUUUGAACUGAAUUAGGAUUCUGGGGAGAGAGCAGAGAUUUUGUCUUUAACUUUCAGCCAUUUAUAGAAGCCCAUAUUGGGGAAAUGUGAGCAGUGGGAGCUGUCCCACAUUUCAGCUAUUCACUUCUUGCCCCAAAGCUCAAGGCUGGAUUCCAAAUUGGCAGUGGAACCAUGUUGUGAAUGUGGCUCUGAGCCCAACAUAGAAGGUUUGAAAAGCAGAUUCUAUUGCUUGAUUUUUGUCUGUUUUUCCCACAUAUCCCUCUGCUCCUGAUCCAUCCUUACUCAUUUUACUAUGUACCAAUCUCUUUUCCUAACUAAAAGGGAUAUGGAUAAGUAUUACUCAAAGAUAGUUCUUUUUAAUCACCACCAACUUCCAUGUUUCUGAUAAGUAAGUUGCAUGGCUUCUGUGAAAUGCAGAAUGUGUAGUUUAUUAAGCUCAGAGUAGUUUAAGGUUUCUUACAUGGUUAAAAUUCUGUAUUUUGGUUAAAUUUCAUGAAAGUACUUAUGAAAGUAUAAAUUGAGAGUGUCGAUUGGUUGUAGUAUGUGUAACAUCAUCAAAACAAAACAUUGUUGGGCUUUCCUAAACUAGAGAGUAGAUUUGAAUGGUGCCUAGUGGAAUAGUCCUGGGAGGUGCAGGAUAGGGUCAGGAAUAGGGGCAAAUGAGGGGUGUCUUUUGAAAGUGAGAAGAAAGCAGAGAUUCUUUUUCCAAGAAAAGAUUUUUUAAAAUAACAAGUAAACAUAUAAUGAUGAUAUCUUAGAUAUAACCAUUGUAAUACAUUUGCUACUCUACUCAUAAAUCCUUUUUCAGAUAAACUGAUGGGAUUUAAUAAUAACCUCUGUUUGUAUUUGUCUAUGGUAACAUUAUAGUUUCUACAUAUACUGACAAUUCAUUUAUCUUUCUUGGUUCUUUUAUUAUUGACAGUUCUCAGAGUAAAACAAAAAUUUGAAAAAAUUUCUUUAUCAUUCAAUAUCAUGGCAAAUGAAACUUCACAAAAAUGUUCAUAAUUUACAUUGAGAAACAGUUACAGUUAAAAUCUAAAAAGCGGAAAAACUUGCAGUGGUUUUAUUUACAUAAUAAAGUUUGUUAGGUUAACAGCACUUAAAACUAUAGUCAUAACUGAAAUAUCUUAACUUGCAACAUUUAUUAGUGAUUACUUUUACAUGUGACCCUUUUCAUAUCUGUGCACUUGAUUCAAGGGUAUUAUUUAUCUGUUGACGUAGUGUGAGUAAACUGCUGUAACAUAAUACUUUGAUCUGUUGCACUAUUUCUGGCAUUUCAUUAAGUAAAAAUAUUAUUUCUUGUUUUCUCUUUACAUUUCUCAGUUAAAAUUCUUAGCAGAGAAAAUAAAUGUUAGUAAAAGAAACAAACUAUUUUAUGACAGCAACGUUUUAAAUGAGGUUUGCUAUGGAUUCCCUUCAUAGCUGCCUGAGAGAUUUGGGGGACAUGAGUAUUGCCAGUGCAGAGUGAAGCCCCGGCGUGUGCUAGCCCUUGUGUGGGCAGCUGCGUCAGGCUCCUUUCUUAAGAAAACAAUCCAGCUCAGGGUCCUCACCGCCCUUUGUUGUCCUCCCCACGAGGUGAUCAGUUGAAGUCUCUGUGGUGACAGAACCAGUUUGUAACAGGCUUGUCUUUCACGGUCCUGUCUCAGGGUUGCUGGCAGGCUUGCGAGAAGAUCUGACAAGAGUGGCAGCAGAGGAGUCUCAGUGAAAGACGGAAAGGCAAGAAACAGGAGGCUUAAACAGGCAGGGCACAUUGACUGUUCUGCUGCUGCAAUGGGUUGGCUGGAAGAACUAAACUGGCAGCUUCACAUUUUCUUGCUCAUUCUUCUCUCUAUGCACACAAAGGCAAACUUCCUUGAUAACAUGCUUUUGCGAAGUGCAGGAAAAUUAAACGUGGGCACCAAGAAAGAGGAUGGUGAGAGUACAGCCCCCACCCCCCGUCCAAAGAUCUUGCAUUGUAAAUGCCACCACCAUUGUCCAGAAGACUCGGUCAACAAUAUUUGCAGCACAGACGGAUAUUGUUUCACGAUGAUAGAAGAGGAUGACUCUGGGAUGCCUGUAGUCACUUCUGGAUGCCUAGGACUAGAAGGCUCUGAUUUUCAGUGUCGGGACACUCCCAUUCCUCAUCAAAGAAGAUCAAUUGAAUGCUGCACAGAAAGGAACGAAUGUAAUAAAGACCUGCACCCUACACUGCCUCCACUGAAAAACAGAGAUUUUGUGGAUGGACCUAUACACCACAAGGCUUUACUUAUAUCUGUGACUGUCUGUAGUUUGCUCUUGGUCCUUAUCAUUUUAUUUUGUUACUUCCGGUAUAAAAGACAAGAAACCAGACCUCGAUACAGCAUUGGGUUAGAACAGGAUGAAACUUACAUUCCUCCUGGAGAAUCCCUGAGAGACUUAAUUGAGCAGUCUCAGAGCUCAGGAAGUGGAUCAGGCCUCCCUCUGCUGGUCCAAAGGACUAUAGCUAAGCAGAUUCAGAUGGUGAAACAGAUUGGAAAAGGUCGCUAUGGGGAAGUUUGGAUGGGAAAGUGGCGUGGCGAAAAGGUAGCUGUGAAAGUGUUCUUCACCACAGAGGAAGCCAGCUGGUUUAGAGAGACAGAAAUAUAUCAGACAGUGUUGAUGAGGCAUGAAAACAUUUUGGGUUUCAUUGCUGCAGAUAUCAAAGGGACAGGGUCCUGGACCCAGUUGUACCUAAUCACAGACUAUCAUGAAAAUGGUUCCCUUUAUGAUUAUCUGAAGUCCACCACCCUAGACACUAAAUCAAUGCUGAAGUUAGCCUACUCUUCUGUCAGUGGCUUAUGUCACUUACACACAGAAAUCUUUAGCACUCAAGGCAAACCAGCAAUUGCCCAUCGAGAUCUGAAAAGUAAAAACAUUCUGGUGAAGAAAAAUGGAACUUGCUGUAUUGCUGACCUGGGCCUGGCUGUUAAAUUUAUUAGUGAUACAAAUGAAGUUGACAUACCACCUAACACUCGAGUUGGCACCAAACGCUAUAUGCCUCCAGAAGUGUUGGACGAGAGCUUGAACAGAAAUCACUUCCAGUCUUACAUCAUGGCUGACAUGUAUAGUUUUGGCCUCAUCCUUUGGGAGGUUGCUAGGAGAUGUGUAUCAGGAGGUAUAGUGGAAGAAUACCAGCUUCCUUAUCAUGACCUAGUGCCCAGUGACCCCUCCUACGAGGACAUGAGAGAGACUGUGUGCAUCAAGAAGUCACGCCCCUCAUUCCCAAACCGAUGGAGCAGUGAUGAGUGUCUAAGGCAGAUGGGGAAACUCAUGACAGAAUGCUGGGCUCACAAUCCUGCAUCAAGGCUGACAGCCCUGCGUGUUAAGAAAACACUUGCCAAAAUGUCAGAGUCCCAGGACAUUAAACUCUGAUACGACAGGAAAAGUAAGCAUCUCUGCAGAAAGCCAACAGGUACUCUUCUGUUUGUGGGCAGAGCAAAAGAUGACAAAUAAGCAUCCACAGUACAAGCCUUGAACAUCGUCCUGCUUCCCAGUGGAUUCAGACCUUACCUCUCAGGGAGCAACCUGGACAAAGACAGAGAAGCUCCCAGAAGCAGAGAUUGAUCUGUGUCUGUUUGUAGGAGGGAGAAACCGCUUGGGUAACUUGUUCAAGAUAUGAUGCAUGUUGCUUUCUGAGAAAGCCCUGUAUUUUGGGAUUGCCUUUUUUUUUUUUUUUUUUUAAGAUGCUUUCAUUUUGCCAAAAUAAAACAGAUAAUGUGGAUGGUUUAAGGGUUAUAGAAUUAUAGUUUAAAUAAUAACAACAAAAGUUCUUCCCAGGAGCUCUGCUGGAAGGUAAAUUAAGAUACAUGUCUUUCCAUUGGUAAAAUAUUGUUGCACUCUGUGAACCAAAAGACAGUCUAAGUUGGAGGACAUAGAACAGAAUUCAUCUUAAACAUACUCCCCACCCCACCUUAGCCUCCUCAGACCACUUUGGCCAUCCCUGCAUUUGGGGCCGCUACGGUAAUGUGAAUGCACUGGGUACAGACACCACCUGUCUAGGACCACAUUUGGAAUUCCUGCAGGUGGCCUUUUGCAGCUUCAGGCAAUAUGGAACAAAUGAAGGUUUAUGUGACUCUAAUAGAAGUAAUUGUUGAUAGGUGUUCUUCAGAACCACUUCUGUUUCUGAUUGUGUUAGGCAUCUCUGUCAUGGUAAAGUCCUUCUCAUUAAAUACAAAGAAAGCUUUUGUUUUGUUUUGUUUUUUAAUGUGCAGAGGAUUGACCUGUACAUGCUUUUGAUCUCUCAAUCAAAGGAUCAAUAUUAAAUAAAAUUGUCAUGAGCUGUGUUGAAGACGGGGUGCUUUAAAAUAGAGGUAAUUUGCUCUUGUGUUGUAAGAGGAAUAUGUCAACAAAGAUAGGGAACGAGGGAGAGUGAUGGUGCAGAUGGCUUGUAUCUUAUAUAUGCAAAGGAGCCAAUCUCAGAAGCACAAAGAAAAAAGUGUGCAUACCUUAUUUUGUAGAGAUAAAGAUGAUGUCUUUUUGUUGUCUGUCAAUUUUGUAUGUGUCUGAGAUAAGGAAUAGAGAGGAAACAUCCAUCAGGCUAAUUUAACUACAUUUUAUUUUAAAAAUAGGGAAACAUAACCUCUAGAUGGGACAGCAGAGGAGAGUUAGUGGAGGCCACACAAUAUUAUGGGCUGCUGUGUUUUAUUGUUCUAAAAUCAAUAUGGAUGGAACAUGUAUAUCUUAAGUGAUCAUUUCACAUCUUAGGAAUGCCUACUCAUUUUAUUUUGUUCUAGUGAUGUUCAAUUCACUAUUUAAUUUAUUAUAUUUUCUCUUCUGUGGCACUUAUACAAAAUAUCUCUUCACCUACUUAGUUCUACAGGGUUUUAACUUUGGAAAAACAUGAAUAAAAUCAUCGAGAAGGCAAAUAUUCUUUAGCAACAUGAAUAUAAUAAAGUUUAAAGUUGUACACUUUAAUCACAUACAUUUCCUUUCUGUGGUUUUCUUUUGCUUCUUAGAAAUUCUGUAGUGGUUAGUGGUAGUAAAGAAUUUGAAAGUACUUUCUCCUUGUCUUUUUUUUUUUUUUUUUUUUUUUAAGACAUUCCUCCCAGAAUACUCCAGGGGGCAGUGUUUUAUAACACAUUUUCCCCACUGGUGAUUGAAGGAUGGAGGAUUUUUGAAAAUUUGACAGCUAAGUGAAACAUGAGAAAACAUUUUCCUCACUUCUGAAGUCGGUUUGCAGCUGGUAACUUGUUCAUCCAGAAAACAUUCUAAAGCAAUGAUAGUUUGUGAGCUGUGCUUAGAGUUUGAGAGAAUCAUGAGGAUUCUUUCUAUAUUUUACAUUUACUUCCCAGUGCUUCAUAGCCACGUUUUGUUUGUAACUAAGACAGAAGAAUUUCGUAAUCCUUGAAUUUGGGAAAAAAAAAAAAAAAAAAAAAAAUUGCGUUUUCACAGAGUGAAAACAGUUGGUUCCAAGUAGAACUGUAAUCAGAAUGCUGCUUUUAUUGAUAUUAAAAAUAACCUCAAUAAUAAUGUAAAGGUUCCUUUCUCUUGUGUCAGUUAUAUUCUUAGGGAUAGCCUAGAAGGAAUAUAUGGUUAGAACUAAGUGUGACUAAUAAUCUGAGCCUUGGAGAGAAACUUCAGUGCCUCUAAACAGAUCAUCUACAAAACAACAGGUAAACAUUUAUGCCAGUUAAGUGGGACAUGUUUUUGUUUCUUGGAUUUUUCCUAAAUUUAAGUGAGGUUGGGCUUACCUUGUAGAUAAAAUUAUGUUUUCUUUUUGGUAGAUACUUGAACGUGGAUAACUUCAAAUCAGAAUAUUUUGUGAGGAGGUGAUGAUUUGAAAUUAAGCUAGAUUUCUAGGGAGGUGUUGGUUCCAAUGAAGGAUGGGAGGAAAUUAAAAUAGUCUUCAAACUUCUUCCUUACUCUAUUUGGUUGCCUUGGAAAAGAUUGGUAGCUUAUUUUCUAAUCCUCAAUCUCAUUUAUUCACUAUUAAUAUUUUAAAAGCAUUCCAGAGAUACUUAAAAAGACCCACUUAGCAAUUAUGGUCGCUCAAUGAAACAAGAAUUUAUUUAUGCAUAGAUUUUUCUCUGUGUCUUACCAAAAUCUACCUUACUUAGAUAACACUAAAUUGUUCUUGAAGACUAUCUACUCAUUUCGCAAUAAUCCAUUAUGAUUUCAAAAUUUCUAGCGGCUCAGAAGUGAAUUUUAUUUUAUUUGUCUUUCACUUGAAUAAAUGAGAACCCAGAAAUUAAUAAUGUCAUUUGUUGCUUACUGUCAGGAUAUUUCAAAGACUAAGAGUUUCUGACCCCUCCCUCUCAAAGGAAUCCUAAAUUAUUAGUUGUUAGAUAAGUUUUGUAUGCUAAGAUAUUCAGGUUUAUAGUUUAUGUAUGUGUAUAUAUAUAUAAAAAUAUAUAUGUAUAUAUAAAUAUUAUGUUCAGUUUGGAGUCUGGCACAACUCCAUUAUGUGGAUUAGAGAGUAAGAUAUUAUGGACGAUAAAGUACUAAAUGAAACAUAAUAUUUAUUUAUAAAAGUAUGUAGAUUGUUAAAUCACAAAAAGAGUGCUAUGAACAUUAUGUAUGAGGAAAAAGGCCUUUGACCUCCUGGAAAGCACUGCUCGAAAGUCAUUAGUGACCAUUUUUGAAUUCCCCAAACAGAAAGCUUCUUACAAAACAUGCUGAGAUUUUAUUUACAGGGAAUUCUUUGACACAUUUCAAUUGGUGUGUAGUCAGGUAUAGCAAGUACCUAAUAAUGACUGGAUUUCGUGUUCCUAGAGUCAUGCAUAUACAUUAGAAGUUUUGUGUCGUUGGUCUGAUCUGAUUCUUCUUUGUUUGUGGGUGGAACGGCACUGAGAGAAAUACAGUUUUUUAAACUUGAACAUGUUUAGUAGUUACAUUGCCUUAGAAAACCCAGACACAUAGCAGUGGAAAUGAAAGAAAUGACAUCAGAAGUGACUUAAUUUAGCAAUUAUGAUUCCUCUUGUAAAACAAAACAGAAAAAAUGCCAUAUUUUUUAGAGAAAAGUUGGCAAUAUAGGGGUUUCAUUGUCCGUUUCACAAGAAGACUCAUUUGUUCUUUUGGGGGAACCAGUGCCUUACAGAUUUUGUAUAUACUGUAAUUAUUCAGGACUAGGGAACAAACAAUUGUAUUGUAUUUGUUACAGAUUGUAUAUGGCUUUGUUUUAACAUUCCCCUAAAUAAAAUGGCUUCAUUCUCCCGUUGGAAAAAAA
This is a messenger RNA of Chlorocebus sabaeus (green monkey), 7662 nucleotides long. RefSeq names its product bone morphogenetic protein receptor type 1B (gene BMPR1B). Gene Ontology annotation, molecular function: transmembrane receptor protein serine/threonine kinase activity; ATP binding. The record is from RefSeq and is a predicted model, not a curated record. Gene Ontology annotation, cellular component: plasma membrane; signaling receptor complex. Gene Ontology annotation, biological process: cellular response to growth factor stimulus; cell surface receptor protein serine/threonine kinase signaling pathway; protein phosphorylation. NCBI's taxonomy places the organism in Eukaryota, Metazoa, Chordata, Mammalia, Primates, Cercopithecidae.